Nematocida ausubeli is the source of this 279-nucleotide messenger RNA. RefSeq lists its product as uncharacterized. Gene Ontology annotation, molecular function: DNA binding. The record is from RefSeq and is a predicted model, not a curated record. The transcript has a single exon. The coding region runs from base 1 to 279 and encodes 92 amino acids. Lineage: Eukaryota; Fungi; Microsporidia.
AUGACUACCAAUGAAGAGAGAGAACAGAAGGAAAAUAUAACAGAAAAGAUUGUUAGGCACAUUCUUAGUAAAGAGUCCCUUACUAGACUCCUAAACAUAAAGGCAGUUGACUUAGAGAGAUAUUACAAAAUAGAAGGAUUACUUUGUGACAUAUACAGAACACAGCACGUGCAAGAAAUAAGCAAUGAAGAUUUUCUUAAAAUCAUAAAGCAAACGGAAAAGCAAAAGACAACAUUCGUAUACAGAAGUAGAACAAGCAUAAUGGAUGACUUAGAUUAA